Messenger RNA from Pelagomonas calceolata, 698 nucleotides. The record is from the annotation of a GenBank genome assembly. Lineage: Eukaryota; Pelagophyceae; Pelagomonadales; Pelagomonadaceae.
CUGCAUAAGAGCAUAAUGGCAUCCUGGUUUACCCGCAGCCGCCAGCCACAAGCUCAGCUCGGCCCGCCAUGGGCUGUGCCCGAAGCACAAUUGUUCGACGACGACGAGGAUCCGGCGGCGAGAUUAUUGAGACGACGCGUCCGCUGGGAGGUCAUUGAUGAGUCGCGAAACGCCAAAAUUACGGGCACUGAGGCGUUCCUCUCACUAGCCGUGCUGCGGCUCUCGAGCGACAGCGGCAUUGGUGCGCGCAUACCGCUCACCGCGAUCCAUCGCGAGGAGUACAUGCAGCCCAUCUUCGGCGCGAAUUACCUCACCGGGCUGGCGAUGCAGGACGGCGCCACGGUGCGGUGGACGCUCGAAUUUUUGAGUGCCGGCGCGGCGCAGUUUGCGAGCGUGUUCUUCCGCGCCGUCCGCGCAGCGCGUUCCGGCGGCACCACGAACACCGCGGCGAUCCAGGCCUCCGCCCGCGUGGCGAGCGCGGCCGAGGCCGAGACCUGCGUCUGGGCCGAGGCCGUCCCCGUCGACGGCGCGCCGAGCGCGGACCUGCCGACGGCCACUGCCUUGUGACGUGUGCCAAUGGCCCGGCGGCGCGUCGCGUCGACGGCGUCAGCACGACGCCGUCGACGCGGCAUCCCGACCACGGUUCGAUGUCAGAUGUAAUGUGUCCUGUACCCGCUAGGAGGGGGGCGCGACCUACC